Messenger RNA from Fusarium venenatum, 1074 nucleotides. RefSeq lists its product as uncharacterized. The record is from RefSeq and is a predicted model, not a curated record. Gene Ontology annotation, biological process: positive regulation of mRNA splicing, via spliceosome. Gene Ontology annotation, cellular component: nucleolus; U12-type spliceosomal complex; U2 snRNP. Gene Ontology annotation, molecular function: RNA binding. NCBI's taxonomy places the organism in Eukaryota, Fungi, Ascomycota, Sordariomycetes, Hypocreales, Nectriaceae.
AUGGCGCAAAAUAGACACUGGGAACAAGACAAGGAGGCAACCGUCUACAUAGGAAACAUCGACGAGCGCGCGACAUCAGCCAUGGUAUACGAGAUUAUGCUUCAGAUGGGCCCCAUCCACAACAUCCACAUGCCUCGCGACCGCGUUACGCAGACACACCAGGGCUUCGGCUUCGUCGAGUUCCGCACGCCCACCGACGCCGAGUACGCGGCCAACGUCAUGAACGGCAUAAAACUGUACGGAAAAUCACUGCGCGUUAACAAAGCCAGCGCAGACAAACAGCGAGCCGCCGAAGUUGGUGCCGAGCUGUUCAUCGGAAACCUCGAUUCCAUGGUCGACGAGAAGAUCCUCUAUGAUACGUUCAGUCGCUUUGGUCCACUGCUCAGUCUGCCAAAGGUCGCGAGGGAGGAGUCUGGAGCGAGCAAGGGCUUUGGUUUUGUCAGCUUUGCCGACUUUGAGAGCAGUGAUGCUGCUAUUGAUACGCUGCACGGCCAAUAUAUUCUGAGUAAAGAGGUCUCAGUCCAGUAUGCUUUCAAGAAGGAUGGAAAGGGAGAGAGACACGGUGACCAAGCUGAGCGAGCACUCGCUGCUGAAGCCAAGAAGCGCAAUAUCGUCCCUGAGGCGCAGCCAGUUCCUCAGGCAUUCCUUCAACCACCACCUGCUGCCGCUGCGCCUCCAGCUGGCUUCGAUCCCUCAGCCAUGGGAAGAAUGCCCGUUAGUGCACCUCCCCAGGUCGCACCUGGUGGUUUCGCACCUCCUGGACGAGGUCCUUCACCAUACAAUGCUGGCGUUCCACCGCCUGGAAUGCCUCCCCGAGGUGCCGUCCCUCUACCCCCAGCACCAUCUGGUCUACCCGCGCGACCGCCGCAAUCACAGGCCGGAUACACCAACCCGGCCGAUUUCCACCCAGGCAGCUUCCGACCACCAUCGGGAUCUCCUGCACAAGGUUACCCGGUUGCUCCUCCGCCAGGUUUCCCUGCGCCUCCUCAAGCUGCUCCAGGUGCUCCCGGAGCCCCUCCACCUGGCUUCAUGCCUCCUCCGGGCUUCCAACCACCUCCUGGAUUCCGUCGGUGA